UCAGCUUCCCUAAUUAACCCAAUCAUCCUACGCGUCGUCCCCCACCGUCCUUCCCUCCCUCUCCCGCCCUCCACGUGCCAUUCUCUCCCCUCCCUCCCUCUCUCUCUCCUCCUUUUUUUUUCUUUCUCUCUCUCUCUCUAUAACACCAAUCAAUUCAAAACCAGAUAGGAGGAGGAGAAGAAGAGGCAAGCUCCGUAAAACAAAAGUUUAAGCUUUUCGCCAAAAAACUGAUGUGUUUAUAGCCUUCAAUGGCGAAGGAUUGUCCAACGAUGGAGGAUUUUAGCGUUGGUGCGGAGGAAGGAGGGGAAGAGAUUGAGCUGAGUUUGGGUUUGUCCAUUGGGGGGAAUUCCAGAAAAUCCCCGAAAUUGAAUGCAGAAGAGCAGAAGACGGCGAAUGCCGGCGAAGAUCUGGGCCCGGAAAAUCGAAAUUGCUCGGAGUUUAUGGAUCCGCAGAGGAAACGGGAGGUUCACGCGUUGAAGAGACAGGAGGCGCGGAGGAAGAGAGAGGAGAAGCUGAGGAAACGUGGUUUGAUAACUGCUGGGAGUGGUUUUUGCGAGUAUGAUAUGGGGGUGGAAGCGCAACGGGUUCAGAUGAGGGCGAGAGAUAGAGAGAUGAGAGAGAACGAGGCUAAAGUUGAAGGACGAGAAUGUGAUACGAGAGAGAAGAUUGAAGAGAGAGGGGACAACAACAAUGGAGCCCAGAAUCUGAGUCAGGGCACGGUUCCUCCGGUGGUGCCGUAUCCGCCGCUGCAGUUUGUGCCUUUGGCGGACGGAUUUGUGUACCCUUGUGUUGUGCCGUGUUUGGCUCCGACGGUGACUAGUGUUGGGAGCGAGAAGAACGAAGGGAAUGUUUUACGGCCGGUGGCUUGUCGGAGUUUUUGGCCGGGGCAGGGGGGUUUGAGGCCUGGUGAUUUGGUGAUGAGUGGUUCGGAUUGUGAUUAUAAUGGUGGUAAAGAUGGUGGGAAUCGGAUUGCGGAGUCGAAUGGGUCUCCGGUUUGCGGUUCGUCUGUGGCUUCGGAAAAUCAGAGCAGUUCACAGCAAGGUGGCAGCAGCAGCAGUGAUACUGGAAGCCAUUCAAGUCACUGCAAACCAGAUCAAUCCCAGCUGAAAUAUUCAUGGGAGCAUGGUGUUCCUUCUAGCCAAACAGAGACCACCCACGCAAACUGCGAAACAACAAAGAACACUAAUAGGGCAGUUCCGUCCAGAGCCAUCAAAUCCAGCCCGACUAAACUUAUGGAACAAUCUGACUCGGAAACCCAACCCAAUCCAGAGGAUAAGCCCCUUACAUCUCGAAACCCGAACCCUGGUUCAAUGAAGGUGGCCAGUGAUCAGAGACUUGAUGCACCUUCCCUUUCACAAAUGCCCUGUGUUUCAACAACAGGAAACGGCCCCAAUGGGAAAACUAUAACCGGGUUCUUAUACAGAUAUACCAAAACGGAGGUGAGCAUCGUUUGUGUCUGUCAUGGAAGCUCAUUCUCCCCAGCUGAGUUUGUGGAGCAUGCCGGGGGAAAGGAUAUUACUCAUCCCCUGAGGCAUAUAACGGUGAUUCCUUCUGCUUUCGGAUGAUAAGCUAAACCCUCAAGGCAUAGGAAUUCCUUUUUGUCGGUUUUGUUUUGUUCCGGUAUGCCUGCCAAAAUUGGACAGGGCGAGGUCUCAAAAGUAGUUGUGAAUUGUUGGUUGAAAUUUUGUGUGGUCGUUAAUUGCAUGAGCUCUUCUGAGAGUAAUGGACAGAGGAGAUUCGCCUUUUUCUUGUAUACUCUUUGUUGUGUAAUAUGUUGUGACUAUUAGUUUAAGAUGCUGUUUAGCGCUAGUCGAUUCU
Molecule: messenger RNA, 1818 nt
Organism: Rhododendron vialii
Lineage: Eukaryota; Viridiplantae; Streptophyta; Magnoliopsida; Ericales; Ericaceae
Product: ninja-family protein 1-like
Exons: 2
Coding region: 249-1565 (438 amino acids)
Biological process (GO): negative regulation of DNA-templated transcription; signal transduction
Cellular component (GO): nucleus
Source: RefSeq, a predicted model, not a curated record